Anolis sagrei ordinatus is the source of this 560-nucleotide messenger RNA. The record is from RefSeq and is a predicted model, not a curated record. NCBI's taxonomy places the organism in Eukaryota, Metazoa, Chordata, Lepidosauria, Squamata, Anolidae.
UUUGCGACAGAGUGACGUGGAGGGUGUCGCGCUGGCCCUCGCUUGACGGCAGCCGGGCGGAAAUGAGCGUCUACGACCUCUUUCGGGGCUUCUUCGGCUUCCAGGGGGGGAACAGGCCCCGCGACCCCUUCUUUGGGGGCAUCACAAGGGAGGAGGAGGAUGACGAAGAGGAUGAGGAUGAUGACGGCGGCCCCUCCUUUGGGCCGCGGGGCUUUGGCGCCUUUGGGGGCUUUGGCUUCCCCUUUGGCCCCGGCGGGAUGCGCUUCCACGACGCCUUUGGGUUCGAGGAGCUCUUCCGGGACUUCAACGACCUCUUCAGCGACAUGGGGGCCGUGGGGCUGCCCUCCCGGCCCUUGGGUGAGUCUGGACACACUUCCCCCCUCCUGCCUCCGUGUUACGGGGAUCCUGGGAGUUGCAGUUCUGCAAGGCCGUUCAUUCAAGGCUGCCUAGGUGCCCUUUUAGCCCUGGCUCAGUGCUAUGUGACUCCUGGGGAGAGGAGAGGCCUCUCUAGUCGGAGCCCCCCUCCAUUCUGCCUUGGCCACUGAUCCCUGAACUCAGCU